Messenger RNA from Eurytemora carolleeae, 1057 nucleotides. RefSeq names its product haloalkane dehalogenase 1. Gene Ontology annotation, molecular function: epoxide hydrolase activity. Lineage: Eukaryota; Metazoa; Arthropoda; Copepoda; Calanoida; Temoridae. The coding region runs from base 2 to 1042 and encodes 346 amino acids. The record is from RefSeq and is a predicted model, not a curated record. The transcript is spliced from 9 exons.
AAUGGCGGCAACAAGAAGUGUUGGAAUGACAAUCUUUUUAUCUUUUCUAUUUAUUUUGAUCAAUAUUUUAAACUUGAUAAAACAGAUACUAAAUCCCAUCUACCGUUUAAUGGUUUCUGGGCGUGUUCCUGUUGUGGUUCGGACUCCAGAGGAUAGAUUUCAGAACCUUGAUAGGGCUGGAUACUCUUUCUCACCAAACUAUGUAGAAUUGAACGGAGGUUGUGGAGUAAAGCUGCCCCGGGUCCACUAUAUAGACGAGGGACCCAGGGCUGGACCUGUAGUACUCUGCCUACAUGGAGAACCUUCCUGGUCCUAUCUAUACAGGAAUAUGAUUCCUACUUUUGUGGAGAACGGAUACAGGGUGGUAGUGCCAGAUUUUAUUGGAUUCGGAAAAUCCGACAAGUACAGUUCUCCUAGAAACUAUACCCAUGAGAUGCAUACAAUGGUUCUUAGAUUCCUCAUUGAUCAUCUUGAACUCCAGGAAAUUAGCUUAGUAUGUCAGGAUUGGGGCGGUCUAACUGGUCUUUCAGUAGUAAAAGACUGUCCUCGGCUGUUCGCUAACCUCGUAAUAAUGAAUACUGGCCUCCCUGACCCAGUCCUAAACUUUGAUAAUGGAGGCCUGUCAAUUUUUUCUAAGGCCCUACCCUUCUUGAUCUGGAGAUCUGUUGUGCUGUUGCUAGGAACCUGGUUACCAGUUAAAUCUGUUUUUAAUUUUGCAUUUAAAGCACAUAAUCUUCCAACCAACAGUUUAGAAGGAUAUUCUGCUCCUCACCCCUCCCCCCUGUACUGUGGAGGCGUGGCCUCCUGGCCCCUCCUUGUUCCUCUCUUUAAAGACGAUCCUGUCACACCUCACAUGUGGGAAGCCAAGAACUGUUUGAAAACCUGGAAGAAACCAGUUCUUCUUCUGUUUGGAGACAUUAGGGAGGGAUGGCAACCACUUUCUAUUUAUCCGAUUUGGAGGGAGGAAUGGCAACCACGUUCUGUCUAUACGAUUAGUAGGGAGGGAUGGCAACCACUUACUUUCUAUCCGAUAAGCAGGUAGGGAUGGCAAACACUU